Molecule: messenger RNA, 781 nt
Organism: Terrapene triunguis (Three-toed box turtle)
Lineage: Eukaryota; Metazoa; Chordata; Testudines; Emydidae
Product: zinc finger protein 214-like
Exons: 1
Coding region: 171-776 (201 amino acids)
Cellular component (GO): nucleus
Source: RefSeq, a predicted model, not a curated record
ACACGCACACAGGGGAGCGGCCAUACACCUGUGCUGACUGCGGCAAGAGUUUUUCACGGAUUUCAACCCUGAGAAGACACCAGCAUGUACACACUGGGGAGCGGCCAUACAGCUGUGCUGAUUGUGCCAAGGUCUUUUCACGGAUUGCACACCUGAAAAUACACCAGCGCAUGCACACAGGGGAGCGGCCGUACAGCUGUGCUGACUGCGGCAAGGGCUUUUCACAGAUUUCAUGCCUGAAAAUACACCAGCGCACGCACACAGGGGAGCGGCCGUACACCUGUGCUGACUGCGGCAAGGGCUUUUCACGGAUUGCACACCUGAAAAUACACCAGUGCACGCACACAGGGGAGUGGCCAUACACCUGUGCUGACUGCGGCAAGGGCUUUUCACAGAUUUCAGCCCUGAGAAGACACCAGCACGUACACACUGGGGAGCGGCCAUACAGCUGUGCUGAUUGUGCCAAGGUCUUUUCACAGAUUGCACACCUGAAAAUACACCAGCGCACGCACACAGGGGAGCGGCCGUACAGUUGUGCUGACUGUGGCAAGGGCUUUUCACAGAUUUCAUGCCUGAAAAUACACCAGCGCACGCACACUGGGGAGCGGCCGUACACCUGUGCUGACUGCGGCAAGGGCUUUUCACAGAUUGCACACCUGAAAAUACACCAGCGCAUGCACACAGGGGAGCGGCCGUACAGCUGUGCUGACUGCGGCAAGAGCUUUUCACGGAUUUCAGCCCUAAGAAGACACCAGCGCGUACACACUGGGGAGUAGCCAUA